This is a messenger RNA of Acomys russatus (golden spiny mouse), 387 nucleotides long. Its product is annotated as 60S acidic ribosomal protein P1-like. NCBI's taxonomy places the organism in Eukaryota, Metazoa, Chordata, Mammalia, Rodentia, Muridae. Bases 1 to 360 code for a protein of 119 amino acids. Gene Ontology annotation, cellular component: ribosome; cytosolic large ribosomal subunit. The transcript has a single exon. The record is from RefSeq and is a predicted model, not a curated record. Gene Ontology annotation, biological process: cytoplasmic translation; translational elongation. Gene Ontology annotation, molecular function: ribonucleoprotein complex binding; structural constituent of ribosome; protein kinase activator activity.
AUGCCAGGAGUUCACAACAAGACAUCCGUCUCCGAGUUUGCCUACAUCUACUCUGCCCUUAUUCUUCUCGACGACGAGGUGACAGUCACCGAGGAUAAGAUCAAUGCCCUCAUUAAAGCAGCCGGCGUCAACGUUGAACCUUUCUGGCCUGGCCUGUUCGCAAAGGCCCGGGCCAAUGUUAACACUGGGAGCCUCAUCUGCAAUGUACAGGCUGGUGGGCCAGCUCCAGCAGCUGGAGCUGCACCAGCAGGAGGUCCUGCGCCAGCUGCUGCUGCUGCCCCAGCUGAGAAGAAAGUGGAAGCAAAGAAGGAAGAAUCUGAGGAGUCUGAUGAUGUUAUGGGCUUUGGUCUUUUUGACUAAACCUCUUGUUAACCUGCUCAAUAAAAA